AUGACAUCCACUUUUACCGCUCACAUAGUGGACCAGUAUUUACCGGAAACGCCGAUCGUCAAUGUGAUCCGUGAUAUAAUCAACGUCAAUGAGCGCGCCGGUAUGCUGGAGGAGGCCUUCUAUGUGGUGGACGUGGAGAACAUCAUCGAAAAGCACCGAAAACUCCUUAAAUACAUGCCGCGAGUGAAGCAAUCCCUCGCCGAUAGUACUGGAAAUACUCGCCGGACUGGGAAUAAGUUUCGAUUGCGCCUCCAGGGUAUGUCCACAGAUCAGUUAGCACUGGGCGAGAUUGAGACAAUACUGAAACUAGGUGUUAGUCACGACCGAAUUAUAUACGUCAAUCCUGUCAAAGCCCGUUCGCAUAUAACGUUUGCCGCUGAGGUGGGCGUCACAAAAAUGACGUUUGACACAGAGUACGAGCUCCAUAAAGUACAGCGACUGCAUCCCGGUGCUGGCAUGGUGUUGCGCAUACUUGUAUCAGAUAAAUCCGCUAAAUACCCCUGGAAGUUUGGAGUUAGAUUGCACCGGGUGCGCGACCUAUUGUUAGUGGCCAAGCAACUUGGUGUAAACGUAAUUGGUACUAAUUUCCAUGUGGGCAGUCUAUGUCAGUCCGGUGAGGCAUAUUCCAGGGCUAUUCGCGAUGCUAGAUAUGUGUUUGAUCUGGGUAAUGUGUUAGGCUUCAACAUGCAUCUACUAGAUAUUGGUGGUGGUUUUUCGGGAACCAUCACUAGUUUAAAUGAAACCUCGAUCGACAUGGCCCAGACUGUUUCAAAUGCCCUGGAGUAUUAUUUCCAGGCUUUCAACCAGACAACUGAUUUCACCGUUAUAUCGGAAUUUGGACGAUACUAUGUGGACACGGCGUAUACAUUGGCCGCCGUAAUAGAGGGCAAAAAGCGUGUCAUUCUGGACGACGACAAGAGUAAUAUCCGCCCGGAAAUGAUGUACUAUAUUAUGGACGGUGUGUACCAGUCGUUUAGGGAUGCCUUAGUCGAAAAUGAUUUCCAUGAUCCCAUUCCCCUCAACCCCCAUAACCCAAAUGAGCCUCUAUAUAACACCACAGUAUGGGGUCCGACGUGCGAUAGUGUCGACGCCGUCCGGAAGGGUUUUUGGCUACCGGAGCUGAGAAUCGGUGAAUAG
Messenger RNA from Oppiella nova, 1137 nucleotides. NCBI's taxonomy places the organism in Eukaryota, Metazoa, Arthropoda, Arachnida, Sarcoptiformes, Oppiidae. The record is from the annotation of a GenBank genome assembly.